Molecule: messenger RNA, 420 nt
Organism: Adineta steineri
Lineage: Eukaryota; Metazoa; Rotifera; Eurotatoria; Adinetida; Adinetidae
Source: the annotation of a GenBank genome assembly
AUGACUGGAACUGAAGGAAUUGCAAUAGUUAUUGCUAAGUUGGAGUUUCCAAAAGCGCCCGUGCCUUGGAAACCAGAGCCCAUUAAACCAUCAACCACGAUACAAAGAUCUGGAGGUUUCUGUUGUUCACGAUUAUGCUUCAUUAUUUCGGGUUUAUUGUUGCUGUUAUUAGUGGGAGAUGGAAUUGCAGCUGGACUUUUGAUUUUAAGAAAGCCAGGUAAUGAGCAAGUUUUAACACUACAACGACCACAACCACGGCUGCAACGAUCAACACGACAACGACCGACACGACGACUAUCAACACGACAACGGUCGACACGACAACUACCAGUACGACAACGACCGAUACGACAACGAUCGACACGACAACUACCAGCACGACAACGACAGUCACGACAACAACCAGUACGACAACGGUAG